This is a messenger RNA of Helicoverpa armigera (cotton bollworm), 2488 nucleotides long. RefSeq names its product trithorax group protein osa (gene tow). The record is from RefSeq and is a predicted model, not a curated record. Bases 511 to 2328 code for a protein of 605 amino acids. Lineage: Eukaryota; Metazoa; Arthropoda; Insecta; Lepidoptera; Noctuidae. The transcript is spliced from 5 exons.
UAUAGACGCUUUCGCUCAGUCGCGAAAUGUCGGGAGAGCCGCGCAGGCGUGUCGCCUGUUCGUCCUCAAUUAAUCCCACAACCCUAAAAUAAAAAAAAUUAAACGUCAAAUUAACCCCGCCAAUCGAAGAUUGAAUUUCAAAAAUGGAAUUGGAUUUUCGUUUGUUUUCUAAUUCAAUAUGGCGUGAUUUAGUGAAGAUGUUUGUAAGUGACGUGUAUUGACUUUUUGUUUUGUUUUGUGAUAAUUUGUGAUAGCGAUGCCAAGUGGAUAUGGGUGUGAUAAUGAUAACUGUUUGUGGGAUUGGAUUGCUCAAUGCAUCGGACUCUAUGGAAAGGAAUCAUGGAGCAAAGCUUUCGUCUUUAUAAAUCGAAAAAACAUAAAAUUAAGUGGAAGUGUAUUCUAAACUUUAAUUGAACCAAAAUCUAAGUGUGGUGAUAUUUAGAAAGAAAUAAAAAUAAAAUUAAGAUGAUCAAGUGAUUUUGUGUUGAAAUGUGAAUUAUCUACUCAGUGAUGGGGUGUGGCCAGAGUAAAAUUAAUCUCUACCCGCGGAGGAACAAAAAUGGCGGCAAAGGGAAUAGUGCCAAAAAGUCAGGCGCAGCAGACAAAGAGGCGGAUGAGGAGGAGGGCCCGGCCGCGGGCGCGCAGCCAUCGGAUGACAAUGAGGACGAGCUUGAGCAGACCAAGCACAUCCUGCCGCUCACCAACCAUCAGCCUGUCGUCGAGGUGUCAGCCAGCCAGCAAGAUUUCUUCAAGAUGCUGGACGAGAAAAUUGAAAUGGGUAGAGACUACGAUUCUUCCAGCGAAACAGAAAUCAGAAUGGAACAAGAAAGGCGGAAAAUGCUUAUAGAACAAUGGCGAUCGACGUCAUUAUCCAUACAUUCCUCCCAAUCGCAGCCAAGUCCGCCCACGCCAGCCAGAAGACGAAUCCCAAGGCCGAUACCCCAACCACCAGAGCGACAGAACAGCCCCGGGUCAGGCAGGAGGUGCUACAGACAGCAACACGUCCCAGACGGCAUGUCACCACCACCCAGAAGGUCCCACAGCGCACAGUCCCACCACCCACCAGACCCCAGACAAAUCAACGGAGACAACUGGCAUGACCCCACAAAAUCCCCCGUCAAAAGACCGCAGAGUGCCGGAUCAAACUGGAAGAGUAACCCUAAAGUGGCGCCUUAUAAUCAAAAGCCUAGGAAAAAUGAAGCGAACGAAUAUAGACAACAGAACAACCAAGAUGGCCAAGGGCCAGGUCAGGAUAUGUCGCAAAUUACGUUUAACCCUACAUUCCAAACCCACAGUCCAGCUCAUUCAGCUAAGUCUCAACAGCCGUAUAUAGCACAGAUCAUUAGCUACCCGAUGUCGCAACAGGUGACUCCACCUUCUCCACCUAAGUAUAUCGCACCUCCUGAAGAGUACCAGGAUCCUCAGAACAAUGUUGUAGAUAAUGGUAAACAAAACACACAGCAGAGGCAGUCGCCAGUGACCCAAGCUAACCCUAAUCCUCAACCGCAUAUCUAUUACAUACACGGUAACUCCACUUCGGCGAUGGCGCAGGAUAUAGCUCAACAAAGACAGCAGACAGCCAUGCAUCUACAACAGUAUGUCGCCAUGAAACAAGCCCAGCAGCAAAUGUUCACAUAUCUACAAAGAAGUCCACACACAGUGUUCCCGAAUAUAGAUUAUUCGCAAAACCCCGCACCGAACCGUAUGUACGAGGGUGAAGAUUUUGUGGGUCAGUACGGUCACCCCGCGAUGAGACCGCACAGCGCGCCGACUCCCGUGGGAGUUGUCAGGCCCAUGCCGGUCGCGCCCGGCUUCAGUCCAAUGGGAGAUGGCACUCACAUGGUUCAGAUGCCGAUGUGGACACACAUGCCUCCUGUUGUCUCGACCAUGGGCCCCUGGGUCCCGGGUCAAGCGCCGCCAGAGAUGCAAUACUACUCACAGACGCAGUUCAUGCCGAUGUACCGGCCGAACUCGGCGGGGUCCGCCGGCACGCUGACGCGAUACCACAAGAAGGAGCCGAGUGACAGUGAAGUGAAGAAUAACGUGUGCCAAAGCAUAAAUCUAGUCAGGCAGAAGCCGAUAGGUCAGAUCGUGUCCCUGCCGGGGCAGGAGCUGACGGUGUGCAACAGCGUGAGUGACAGUCCCAGCCCCGCGUCCGUCAGCACGGACAGCGGCGUGUCCCCCGGGAACAGUGUGCCUAGCUCCAAAAACUUAAUGUUCAACACGCCGGCGCCCAGUGACACCUUCAAUUUAGAAAGUAAGAAUAAAAAAAAUAAAACUAUACAACAACCUAGAUCUCUGAAAAAUUCAAAAAGUCUAGAUUCUUAGUGAAAACGUUUGUAAUUAUGUAGAUUUUCUAAGUGUAUGUAGAUUAGUCAAUAUGGCUAUGUAAAGAAUAGAUAAUUAGAUUCCAAAGUGCUUAUUAUUAAGGUGCUUCUCGAGUUAUGUUCUGUUUUAGAACUCUAUCUACUGAUUUACUGUCCUGAGG